Plasmopara halstedii is the source of this 960-nucleotide messenger RNA. Its product is annotated as jerky protein homolog-like. Gene Ontology annotation, molecular function: DNA binding. The transcript has a single exon. NCBI's taxonomy places the organism in Eukaryota, Oomycota, Peronosporomycetes, Peronosporales, Peronosporaceae. The record is from RefSeq and is a predicted model, not a curated record. The coding region runs from base 1 to 960 and encodes 319 amino acids.
AUGAACAACCUCCACGACCUUCCCCCGUCAGAUGUUACCGACGAUGCUCUAACAUUAGGUGUUACAGAACUUCCUUCAGUUCCUCCUUGUCCUAAUGCCACCACCGGUUUAAAGCGCAAGCGCGUGGUGCUCUCCAUCCACGACAAACAGCAGGUUCUACAACGACUCGAUGAUGGCGAGCAGCCUGUAGCCAUCGCUCGCAUUUUUGGCAUCAGCCGUCAACAGGUGUCGGAUAUACGAAAAAAUCGUGAUCGAAUCGUAGCUUUUUGUAUCGAUGCCAAGCACAUGUCAACACUUAAACGCAAGACACUGAAGACCACAUCCGAAUACCAUCCAGGGGUGGAGCAGGAGUUGUAUCGGUGGCUCAUCCGACAGCGAAAACUUGGUCGUAACGUCUCAGCGGAGUCUCUUACUACCAAAACGACGGAUCUUUUUGCGCAGUAUUCACCCGACGACUCACACGUUUCACUCAAAGCUGCAAAGAAUUGGCUCAAGCAGUUUAAGAAAGCACACGGCAUAAAAUUUCUGACGGAAGAGGAAUUGCGGCAGCUACCAGAGAAGUUUGCUCCAACGAUGGACAUGAUACGACCUGGAGAUAUGGUUGCUACGUAUUCGCAGACCUCGAAGCCCGAAGCAACGAUUUCAACGACCAGUGCAGACGCGGGACAUUAUUCAGACUCAAUGCAUGCUGUAAUCAGUCCCAUGAACGCGGCAGUACCGGUUUCUUCGGUCCCGUUCUCUAUCAACAUGAACUCAUGCAUGCAUGCUGCUGCACAUGGAAAAUUGCAGGUUGCAAGUGUUCCAAUCGCCCCGUUACAGGCAACUAUCAAUACGGUGCGGCAAUUGAAUGCCCAGCUCACAAAGUUUGAGCGCGAUAUGAUGAUUAAGCUGGAUUAUCUAGAUGAACGUGUCCUAAAAUUAUGCUACCUGGUGCUCCCAACACGAUUGGCAGUCGACUGA